UAUGGCAAUUGAAUAUCUACAUUAUAGUCAUGUCAAUUAGAUAGUUCAUUGUGACCUAAAGCCAGCCAACGUUCUUUUGGAUGAAGAUAUGGUGGCUCAUAUUGGUGAUUUUGGAAUCUCUAAAAUUUUAGCCAUAAGCAAGUUCAUGGCUUAUACCGAGACAUUAGGCACUCUUGGAUACAUUGCACCAGAAUAUGGCUUGGAGGGAAUAGUGUCCGCUAAUGGUGAUGUUUAUAGUUAUGGCAUCAUGUUGAUGGAGGUUUUGACCAAAAGAAGGCCAAUAGAUGAAGAGAUAUGCAAUGAAAAUCUUGACUUGAGAAAAUGGAUAACACAAUCAUUUUCAGGGACUAUGAUGGAUGUUUUGGAUGCUAAUUUAUUUUCUAAGGAAGAACAAAUCACUUCUAAAAGUGAAAGUUGCAUCGCCUGCACGAUGGAACUAGCUUUUGAUUGCACAAAGGAAAUGCCAGAAUCAAGGAUAACCAUGAAAGAUGUAGUCAAGAGGCUUAACAAAAUCAAGAACACGUUUCUAGAAUCAUAGAAGUUAGCAUCUCUUCCGGUGGUGUUCUUUCUAAGC
Molecule: messenger RNA, 574 nt
Organism: Solanum tuberosum (potato)
Lineage: Eukaryota; Viridiplantae; Streptophyta; Magnoliopsida; Solanales; Solanaceae
Product: probable receptor-like protein kinase At5g18500
Exons: 2
Coding region: 89-538 (149 amino acids)
Biological process (GO): protein phosphorylation
Cellular component (GO): membrane
Molecular function (GO): ATP binding; protein kinase activity
Source: RefSeq, a predicted model, not a curated record